Molecule: messenger RNA, 486 nt
Organism: Colletotrichum godetiae
Lineage: Eukaryota; Fungi; Ascomycota; Sordariomycetes; Glomerellales; Glomerellaceae
Product: Alpha/Beta hydrolase protein
Exons: 1
Coding region: 1-486 (161 amino acids)
Source: RefSeq, a predicted model, not a curated record
AUGCCUUUCCUUCUCGCGCAUGGCUUCCGAGUGAUUACUCCGGACCCCAGGCGCCAGGGACGUUCAUCUGCCCCCGCUCCUACUCCGGACAUCAAAUCAUACCCCGGACCAGACGCCGAUCCGUCCAUUAUCAACUACUAUCCUCAAUCCGCAGCCUUGGACUUCAUCGCCCUUCUACAGCACCUCAAUGUCUCAUCCGUCGUCGUCAAUGCUCAUUCUCUCGGCACGGCCGUGGCGUACCACUUCGCCACCGUGAGGCCUGAUCUGACGCGUGCGAUGGUGAUACUUGACCCGCUUCACUCGAUCCCAAGCGAAACCGUGGACAAGUAUCUCACCGACCCUCUGCUGAUCUUGCAGAACCUCACCAUGCUCUUUGGACCCGCCCUGUAUCCCCCAACGGUCCCUGCUUGGCACUUGACCUGGGUCGGCAGACGUCGUACGGGGGGAGAUAUGAAUGUCAUUCUGGCCCAGUCAUUUGCAUGCUAA